AUAGUUUUUUUUUUAACAAUAUUUAGCCCCUUAACUGCUCGUAUUUCUUAUCUCAGAAUUGUGGAUGCAAAAAACGUGAUUUCUUCCUCCGAUAGAAAUUUGUACAAAUUACCCCGUCGGGGGCCUCCAUACACGGCCUCGACUUGCGUUUGGUUCAGAUACAGGACACGCAGCAGAGUACCAGUUUGCUCACAUCUACCCAUUCUAAACUCUCGCUGCUUUACAUCUCAGCUUGGACAACCAAAAUAUCACCCCUGGUGUUUGACCUUUUUGUGAUACCAUCGAGCAAUCUGAAGACCAGCCACGAUGUCCAUUAAAAAGUUACCAGACAAUAGCGGGGCCACUCUUACCGUUCUCGAUCUGGAUGGUUACUACCUCCCGACAUUCUUACAACUCAAGAACCACGAGGAAGAGCUGCGGUCCAUGCCUGAUUGGAAGGCAAGAGAUGAUGACGUCAUGAUUUGUACAUAUCCCAAAUCAGGAACACACUGGCUGUGGGAAAUAGUUAGUAUGAUGGUAAGGAAGAAAGCUGAAAGGAUCAAAACCGUCAAGGAAACUGCUAUGAUGGAAAUUAUGGCCAAAGAAACACACGACAACAUCCCAUCCCCACGUGUCCUCAACACCCAUGUGUAUUUUGAGUACUUGCCAAAAGACUUCGCCGAAAGGAAAUGCAAGAUCAUUUAUGCCCUGCGCAAUCCAAAAGACGUAGCUGUGUCAUUUUUCAAUCAUCACAGUAAGAUACGUGAAUAUGAAUUCUCGGGAACAUGGGAAGACUACGUUCAAAGAUACAUCAAAGGCGAUCUCGACUACGGGACUUGGUUCGACUACACAUUAAAGUGGGAAAAAUUCAUGACUGACAACCAAGAUUACCCGAUAUUUGUGACGACAUUCGAGGACAUGAAAGAGGACUCCCUUCGAGAGGUGACCCGGAUCGCUAAAUUCCUCGGGGUAGAUUGUGACCAAACUUUUCUUCAGGAAGUCAACGAUCUCUGCCAUUUUGACCGAAUGAAGAAGGAGAAGAACGCUCUGGAACAGGCCGAUGGAUGGAAGGGGGAUGAACCAGGAAUGUAUCGAAAAGGUGAGGUUGGCGAUUGGAAGAACUGGUUCACGGUGGCACAGAGUGAACAAUUUGAUAUUGUUUACCAGGAGAAAAUGAAAGACUCUAAGGUGAAACCCAGAUUUACCUUACGAAAGUAAACCGUGAAAAAAACCUUUUAUAUUUCAACAUAGCCUAAAGACCACCAUGAUGUUGAUAUAAGUGUAUAAAGCAUGUCCCCUAUUGAACAAAUGAUUACCCUUAAAUAUAGGUGUACAAAGCAUGUCCCCUAUUGAACAAAUGAUUACCCUUAAAUAGGAACAGCUCCUUGCAUUGGUGAUUUACCUCCUAGAGCGACAUAAUAAUUUCGCUGAGCAGAAGUUAAUUUAUUCAAGCGAAAAUCAGUCAUAUCUGUUCUACCUUAAUAUUAUUGAUAUUAUUUUGGUUGUUAUGGACCAAAAUCACGGCAACAUAAUUGCACUCCGGUUUGACGUCAAAACAGGUUAAUUCUGAACAUAUACUAAGUAUGCCUUUUACAUUUACCGAUAGGGUAAAGUAUACUUAUAUAAAGUAUUACUUCUAUUUAAUGUAUUGAAGACGUAUAUUAUGUAACAGUACACCCAUACAUUUGAUAUGUUACUAUAAAUACAUGUAUUGUUAAAGAAUUGAUGUUGUCUACCUGUCAUAUAAUAUAAUAUAAUUGUAUAGAUGUUUGAUCUCGGUUGAUACAGUACGUUGAUGUAUUAACAUAUGUUGUCUACCUGUCAUAUGAUAUAAUAUUGUAUAGAUGUUUGAUCUCGGUUGAUACAGUACGUGGAUGUAUUAAUAUAUGUAUCCGGGUUUAUAGCAGCGUGCGAUAAUUGAAAAUAAAAUGUCUGUUUGGCUUUAAAAUCAAAUUACAAAAUACAGUAUAUAAUCAAUUUGAGUUCUACUGAAUGAUAAAUAAUAAUAAUAAUAAUUUUCUUGGAUAUUGCCAAGAUUUUUUUUUUUUGAUAAUCACAAUCAACCAGGUCUUUACCAGAUUGUAUUUUUGAGCGGUCUGUCAAUAUGAUUAUUUGUUGUCAAUCGAAUGGCACUAUUUCAGCUAAUCAGGAUGUUUGUUUGUUUUAAGGAAGUGUUUAUAUGAUCUACGUUUGUCGUUAUCAGACACACACACGUCAUAUAUUUAAUUUACGCAGAUUACAUUUAAUCAAUUUUCACCUACAUGUAUCAGAUAUCGUUAAAAUCCUCUGUGAUCAAAGCAUUUGAUUUUGUCGACACGAAAAUAAUGCAUCAAAAUACCCUUCCAAUAGCCGAUAAGUAUUUUAACGAAAAUUCUGUAAAAUUUAAACGAAUUAGCUCAAUCAUUUUAAUUAAUAAGAAUGUUUGUCAAAUAUAUAGUACAAUGUAUGUAUUCAAGUAUUUUCUAGAUUCAAUUUAAAUUUUAAAUUUUAAAUGGAUCAUUGUAUAAAAUGGUAAAGCAUGACACCAAUCACUGUUUUAAUAUGAACCAGAUGUGAAAUGAAGUGUAGGGGCGAUAACUCUGUUAUCUUUCUAAUAGAUAUACUUCGUUAACAAAAACUA
Messenger RNA from Pecten maximus, 2599 nucleotides. Its product is annotated as sulfotransferase family cytosolic 1B member 1-like. The record is from RefSeq and is a predicted model, not a curated record. Gene Ontology annotation, molecular function: sulfotransferase activity. The transcript has 7 exons. Gene Ontology annotation, cellular component: cytoplasm. NCBI's taxonomy places the organism in Eukaryota, Metazoa, Mollusca, Bivalvia, Pectinida, Pectinidae. Gene Ontology annotation, biological process: sulfation. The coding region runs from base 307 to 1197 and encodes 296 amino acids.